Molecule: messenger RNA, 7917 nt
Organism: Amphibalanus amphitrite
Lineage: Eukaryota; Metazoa; Arthropoda; Thecostraca; Balanomorpha; Balanidae
Product: tyrosine-protein phosphatase non-receptor type 23-like
Exons: 24
Coding region: 280-6837 (2185 amino acids)
Biological process (GO): endocytic recycling; protein dephosphorylation; protein transport to vacuole involved in ubiquitin-dependent protein catabolic process via the multivesicular body sorting pathway
Cellular component (GO): endosome
Molecular function (GO): protein binding; protein tyrosine phosphatase activity
Source: RefSeq, a predicted model, not a curated record
AUGACCAAGCAUAUGACCUUGCAUAUGACAUAUAAAGCGUUGAAUGGAGCCUUCUGUAGCGGUUUUGCGUUGGUUUUGCUAGUGAAAUUACCAGCGCAAUUUCGAGUGCGAUAUUUGGAAGCUUAUGUUUGAGGUCUUCUCGUGCUGUUUCAGUUCUUUGGAUUCGCUUUGAACCGGAAGCUUUCGUUUGGGAAGCCGUUUCAGUUUUGAGCUUCGGCUUCCUUCGCGUCAAGUUCAGCCGGCAUUUGACUGGCCGGUGAGCGCCACCAGGCAGCAGCCAUGGAGGCGAUGCCACGUCUGCCUAUGAUCAGCUUCCAGCUGAAGCAGAUUCAUAAGUCGACUACGUUCUCGGAUUUCCUCAGGCGCUGCAUUGCCACUCAGUAUGGCGACAACCCCAACUCGUUCGCCCAAGAGAUGUACGAGCUGGACAACCUGCGACACGCCGCCACUCGGCCGGCCACCGACCUACACGGACUGGCCACCCUGAAGCGCUACUUCUGCCAGCUGCAGGCGCUCGCCUGCCGCUUCCCGGAGAUGACCGAGCUACACGUGGACGACCUCGAGUUCAUCUGGCAGGACCUGUACUCUGUGUCGUCGGCGGCGUUCCACGACCCGUCCUACGAGAUGGCCUCCAUCAUGUACAACAUCGGCGCGCUACACACGGCGCUAGGCGCCGCCGACCCGCGCCACUCGCCCGACGGCAUGAAGAUGAGCUGCACGCACUUCCAGUGCGCCGCCUGGGCCUUCCAGUACGUCCAGGAGAAGCUCAGCCAGCCCAUCAGCACCGACCUCAACCGAGGCAUGAUGCAGUUUCACAUCGAGAUCGCGCUCGCACAGGCCCAGGAGUGCAUCCUCGAGAAGAGCAUGGUGGACAACCGCAAGGGCAUCAUCACCGCCAAGGUGGCGGCACAGGUGGCCGACUACCACAGGGCAGCCCGGCGCUGCCUCGAGAACGCCCUCAAAACCGGAGAAUACCUCUCCGAAAACAUCGGAGACCGGAAGAUGAAGCAAUGGGUGGAGCACGUGGAGCUGAAGGCGCCGCUGUACGACGCCGUCUCGCUGCUGUACCGCGGCAUGCAGUCUGAGGAGCAGCAGCGGAUGGGUGAGCGCAUCACCUUCUACCAGGCGGCCACGGAGCGACUUCAGGAGGCCGCCGGCGUCGCCAAACGCAUGAGCGGCCACGAGGGAAAGCUGGUGGCAGAGUGCCUGGCGUUCAACAUGGACGUGAUUGGAGGCAAACUGAACAACGCUAAAAAGGAGAACGAGUUCAUCUACCACGAGAAGGUGCCUCCGAUCGAGUCGCUGCCAGAGAUCAAGGGCGCCUCGCUGGUGAAGGGCAUUCCGUUUGACAUCACCGACAAGGACGUGGCCGGGCCGGACAUAUUCCAGAAGCUGAUUCCCAUGGAGGCGCACGAGCACGCCUCUCUGUACAGCGCCAAGAAGGACGAGCUGCUGCGGAAGGUGUUGACCCAGGUGGAGGAGAAGGACCAGGAGCUGCUGGUGCUGCUCUCCUCGCUGCAGCUCGACCAGCUCGAGGUGGUGAAACCUUUUGUGGCGGGAACCACAUCAAACAUCCAGCUUCCGCAGGAGCUGGUCGACUGCGUGGCCUCGCUGCACGCGCGUCCCGGCGCUGUCGGCCAGCUGUCCGAGGCCAUGUCGCGGCUGGCCAGCCUCUCCGUGGACCUGCAGGACAGCCUCGACGAGCUGGAGACCCUCCUUAAGGAGGAGGAGGAGCGGGCCAAGGAGCACGCGGCGGCGCUGGGCGGCCGCUGUCCGCCGUCCAUGAUCACGGCCGAACUGCGCCGCGAGUUCGCCAAGUACCGGGACGCGCACCGGCACGCGGCCGAGUCGGACACAGCGCUGCAGCGCGCCAUCUCGGCGCACCUGCCGCACCUGACGCUGCUCAGCGGACCGCUGGAGGCGCUGGAGGCGCAGCUGCCCUCCGUGCUGCCCGUGGUGCAGCGGCCCGAGGCGGCCGCCGCCAUCGGCGAGCUCCAGCGGAUCGUGGACAAGGUGGAGCAGAUGCGCCGGCAGCGCUCCAUGCUGACCAGUCACCUGCGGGACGCCGUCCACGGUGACGACAUCACGCGCCGCGUGGUGACGCGCGCCGGUGACGACGUGGGCGCCUUCAUCGAGCGCGAGCUGGACAAACACCGUAAACAGGCGGCGGUGAUCGAACAGAACCUGACCGCCCAGGAGAACAUCCUGCGCGCGCUGACCGAGGCCAACGCGGCGUACGCGCCCACCCGGCAGCUGGUGGCCGACCUGGUGGCGCAGCGCGAGGCGCGCGUGGCCGACCUGCUGACGUCGCACCGCGCGCUGGACGAGCUGCUCCAGAAGGGCGACCAGGGCGUCCAGUUCUACACCAAACUGCAGGAGAGCGUCAGCAAGCUGCUGACCCGCGCGCGCAGCGUCUGUAAGGUGCAGCAGGAGGAGCGCUCGUCGGCGCUGCCGGCCUCGUCCGCCGGCGCCGGGUCGGGUCCGACGCCGGCCAGCGCCCCCAGCGCGCCGGCCGGCGGUCCGCGGCUGCGCGACUACCUGGCGGCCGGCUACCGGGCCGGCGAGACGCCGCCGCGGCAGCGCCCCUCGCCGCUGGGCUCGGAGCAGAGCGAGCCGGGCUGCCGCGGCGCCGCCGCCGGCUCCGUGGCGCCCUCCGCGCCCGGCUAUGCGGCCCAGAUGGCCCAGUACAUGAGCGCCCCCUCGCCGGCUCCGGCGCCGGCGGCGGCGGCUGCCCGCGGUCCCGAGUCUGGUGGGUACGCCGCGCAGAUGGCCCAGUACAUGACAGCCGGCCACCGGGCGGCGGACGGCGCCGACCGGCAGCGGGCCGGGUACGGCCAGCCGGCGGCGACUCAGAGCGGCGGGUACCCGCCGGUCCACGGGCCCGCCCCGCCCAGCGCCGGCUACCCCGGGGCUCAGAGUCAGGCUGCGGCCGGCUACCCGCCGUCUCAGGGCCAGGGGACGGGCGGCUACCCUCACCAGAGCCAAGGAGGUCCGCCUGGAGGCUAUCAUCCUCAGAGCCAGGCGGCGGCGGCUGGAGGCUAUCAUCCUCAGAGCCAGGCGGCGGCGGCUGGAGGCUAUCCUCAGAGCCAGACGGGCCCCCCUGGAGGCUAUCCUCUGAGCCAGACGGGCCCGGCGGGAGGCUAUCAUCCUCAGAGCCAGACUGGCCCGGCGGGAGGCUAUCCUCAGAGUCAGGCAGGUCCCUCUGGAGGCUACCAACAUGAGGCCCAGGCGGGACCGGGCGUACCAAACGGCAUUGCGGGCCCGUCACCGUCUCCCAGCCCCGUCUUUUCGCGGCCGCCCGGCCCGCAGAACCCUCCUGGGCAGCCGACUCCGGCCUCGUCCGGCGCCACCGCCGCGCCAGUGCCGUCCACGGGAGCAGGCUACAUCAACGACCCGUACCUGUCCUACUACGGCGGCGGCGGCUACACCUCCUGGACGCCCUACCAGACGUUCUCGCGGCCCGUGGGUGACAGCCGGCUGCAGGUGGACAACGCCUGCGCGCGUCGCCCGAUCGCCUCUUACGCGCAGACGGGCGCCACCCACUCGCACAGCGUGCUCUCGUCGGCGGCGGCGGGCACCGGCUCGGGCCAGGCGGCCACCUCCGGGCCGGCGGCGCCCUUCUACACGCCGCCGCGUCUGACAGCCUCGGGCGGGGCGCAGACGGCCAUCCGACCGUCGGGCAUCGCGCCGUACGCGCUGGCCACCGGGUACGCGCCAGCCGGCACCCCGCCGCGGCCCGCCGCCCCACCGCAGGCCGGCCAGUACGCAGCCUACGGACCGGGCGCGUCCGGCGCCGGCCACCAGCAGCCGGCAGCCUACCCCGGCGCCCAGCAGGCUCAGACUCCGCUGUCGGCGGCCACGUCCAGCGCGCCGGCCCCGUACAGCGGCGCGCCGGCCCCGUACGGAGGCGCGCCGGCCGGCCAGGCCCCGUACAGCGGCGCGCCGGCCCCGUACGAAGGCGCGCCGGCCUCUCAGAGCCCGUACGGCGCCACCCAGCCGGCCGGCGGGGCACAGCGGCAGCCGAUGGGGCCGGGUCAGUCGCCGUCCCCCGGAGGGUACGGUGGCCAGCAGCCGCCGCAGGCAGCCGGGCACCAGCAGCACCCCGGGUACGGGUACUCGCAGCAGCAGUACCAGCACCCUCAGCCGCAGUACCCAGCUGCCGGGCAGUGGCCAUACCCGGCCACUGGACAACAGCAGCAGCAGCAGCAGCAGCAGCAGCAGCCUGGUGUCCAGCAGCAGCCUGGAGCCAAUGCUGGGCAGCAACCGCAGCAGCAGCAGCAGCAGCAUCCAGGAGUUAGCGCUGGGCAGCAGCAGCAGCAGCAGCAGCAGUACCCUGGAGCUAGCGUUGGGCAGCAGCAGUAUCCUGGAGUCAGUGCUGGGCAGCAGCAGUAUCCGGGAGUCAGUGCUGGGCAGCAGCAGUAUCCGGGAGUCAGUGCUGGGCAGCAGCAGUAUCCGGGAGUCAGUGCUGGGCAGCAGCAGCAUCCAGGAGUUAGCACUGGGCAGCAGCAGCAGCAGCAGUACCCUGGAGCUAGCGUUGGGCAGCAGCAGUAUCCUGGAGUCAGUGCUGGGCAGCAGCAGCAGUAUCCUGGAGUCAGUGCUGGGCAGCAGCAGCCGCAGCAGUAUCCUGGAGCUAGCGCUGGGCAGCAGCAGCCGCAGCAGCAGUAUCCUGGAGCUAGCGCUGGGCAGCAGCAGCCGCAGCAGCAGUAUCCUGGAGCUGUUCAGCAGCAGCAUUUCCCGGGAUCCGGCCAGCAGCAGCAACACUAUCCGGCCGCCAAGCAGAGUCCACCACACCAGUACUACCCGGUGGCCGGUCAGCAGCAGCCGUCACCGCGGCCCCAGCAGCAGCCGCACCAGCCGCAGCAGCAGCCGCUGCAGCCCCAGCAGCCCCAGCAGCCGCCGCAGCGGCACCCGGCUGCGGCGCAGAGCCUGACCCAACAGCCGCAGCAGCCGCAGCUCCUGCCGGCUCAGAGCAGCGUGUCGGCGCCCGCUCUCAACACGGCCCAGUACAUCCAGCCGACUGCCGCGGUGCAGCCCGGGCAGCAGCAGCAGCAGCAGCAACAACAGCAGCCGCCCCAGCAGCAGCAGCAGCAGCAGCAACAACAACAGCAGCCGCCCCAGCAGCAGCAGCAGCAGCAGCAGCAGCAGCAGGCCAAGGCGGACCUGGUGUCCCAGAACGCGCAGCUGCUGGCCGGACUCGACCUGUCGGCCCCUGCACUCGCACCCACUCCCACACCGGCCCUGCCGGCGGCGCUGCAGACGCUCCGGCCGGCCUCGACCGGCGUGCAGGCUCCGGUGGCCGGUCAGCCGGUCUCGGCGCCCGCUCCGGCGGCCGCCGGGCCCGGCUCGGGCGUGGACCUGCUGUCGGCGGGCGGACCUUCCGUGGGCGCGCCGCCGCCGCCCGGGCCGGCCGCCCUGCAGCCGCGCGUGGUCACCUCCGAGGCCGAGAGAGAGCGCCGCCAGCAGGCCGACCGGGAGCGGCGCAAACUGUCGGCCGGCGGCGACCCGUACACGGACGCCGACAGACUGCAGGCCUUCGUGCAGGAGGUGGAGCGGAUGGAUAAGCUGGUGGCCAGCCUCACCAAGAAGUCGCUGAACGGUCCGACGCCGCUGGACAGCAAGUGGAAGGAGCUGAUGGACCAGCAGGAGGCGGACGGCCGCUCGCUGAAGAUCUCCGUGGCGCGCUGCUACCCGAUGAAGAACCGGUUCCAGGACGUGUUGCCGUUCGACAGCAGCCUGGUGGCGGUGCCGCUGGUGCGCGACGACUACAUCAACGCCAGCCGUCUGCCGGAGCUGAGCGCCGGCAGUCCGCCGCUGCUGGUCACCCAGGCGCCGCUGGCCGUGACGCAGACCGACUUCUGGUGCAUGGUGUGGCACCACCAGGUGGAGCUGGUGGUCUGCCUGCUGCCUGACAGCGAGCUCGACGGACAGGUUUACUGGCCCACGGAGCGCGGAGUGGCCGUGCAGCGCGGCCCGCUGCAGCUGACCCUGCAGUCGCAGUCGCCGGCCAACGGGCGGGUGGAGCGCAUCAUCUCGGUGCUGCACGCCGAGACCAAGAUGUCGCGCGUGGUGAUCCACCUGCAGUUUGGCGGGUGGCCGCGCGCCGCGCUGCCCGCCAGCCCGGCGCCGCUCGUCCAGUUCGUGGCUGAGGUGCUGCACUACCACCAGCAGCAGCGCUCGCUGCUGCGUCCGCUGGUGGUGCACUGCUCGGGCGGCGUGGGCCGCUCGGGCGUGUUCUGCCUGCUGGCAGCCGCCAUGGCGGAGAUCAACGCCGGCCGCGGCCUGCUGGAGCCGCUGGCGGUGGCGCGCCUGCUGAACACGGCGCGCCGAAACUGCCUGCAGGACAAACAGCACCUGCUGUUCGCCUACCAGGCCGUCCUCUACGCCGCUCAGGACGUGCUCAUGAAACGCGGUAUCCUGACGAGCCGCGCGUCGUUCGAGCAGCCGCCCGGCCCGGCCCACUCGGGUCACAGCCGGCACCCGUCCGAGGAUUUUCUGGCGUCGGCGCGCUCCGUGGGCGAGCUGCAGGCGCGACUGGGCGCGCUGAGCGCCGGCGGCACCCCGGCGCCGGCGCCGGCGCCGGCUGCCCACGGCGGUGCGGCGGCUCCGGGCGGCUCGACGGCCUCCCUGCCGGCCGCCGCCGCCGCCGCGCCGGGCGCCGGCAGCCGGCCGAGCUCUGCGCCGGCGCUGAGCGGACCGCUGGCCGCCUGUCUGGACCCGGCCACCUUCCAGCUGGACCCGCCCACCGAACCGGCCGCCCCCGCCCCCGCCCCCGCCCCCGCCGACGCCGCCGACCCGCUGAGCCAGCUAGACCCGCUCUGGUCCCUGAAGAAGCACUGAUGAGGGGCGACGGCAGCGAAGGAGCUCACGGCAAACUGUGGGCUGGAGACGGGUAGUGUGUGGCGGCAGAACUGUUCUGCACGGGCCGCGCCGCCCAGUGAAGGGCAGGGCGGCACGCCCGCUACCCGAGUGAGCGGUGGCUGGACGCCCGACCCUCGUGAACCGGACAUUGUUACCUAUCUAUUGGAGCUGGAUCGCGAUCGGCCUGAUCUCCCUUGGUGCCGAGCUCGAUCUUCUGGUGAUUGUCUGGCCGGCGCCGGCCCCAGGCGAUACUGAGCCGGUCUGCGGACCUGCCUUUGGUGCGCGGACCGCUGGCGCGGCGGGCGGCCCGGCCGGUGUGCCGGCCCGGUCGGUCGGUACGGCGGCGCGGAGACGGACCCCGCGCUGCCGGCAGCAGAAGCUCGAUAUUCAGUUCAGACAGUGUACUCGACACGCUCAGUAUAGGGCUGCACCGAUCGUAACCUGUCUGUCUAUCAUGUCUCGCACUGUACCGCGGAGCGCCCCUGCACGACUGCUGCGUGUCAGCGGAGAGCCAGCGGGCCGCUGCGGCGCCCAGCUGAGAGCGGGCGGCCGCUGUGGUCCGUGCUCGCCUGUCACGCUGAUUCGCCGUCCGCCAGCCGUGCUGUUUAUAUAUGUAAUUGUGUCUCACUCGGUCUCUGCGAGGAGCGCUCAGAGCCCGCGUAUCCGUAUGUGUUCGAGGACGGCUCUGUCGGGGAGGGACGGCGGCGGCAGCUGGUGUACUAGACCGGCCGCUGGUCCGGCGGCUGGUGUACUGGACUGGCGGCUGGUGUACUGGACUGGCCGCUGGUCCGCGGCGCUCGGUUGUUCGCCGGCGGCCGCGGACCGGACGCGUUCGCGGUGUCAGUCACCGGCUGUGGUCAGACCGCGGCUCUGCCGUGCGGCCGACGCCAGCCGCUGUCACCGGCGGCUGUGGCGCGCAUGUAUCUCAGACAGGGAUAUUCCAGCGGUUAUUCAAUGAUUAGGCGUGGCGAAAAUUCGCAAAGCGUUUUGAACAUAUAUCCUGCCAAUUCAGCUUUUAAAUUGUAUGCUAUUAUGAAAUACAAUGUAUUUAUGGAUAUG